UUCGCUAUUAAAUUUUAGGCUGGAAAAAUUCAGGUAUCAAAAUUCAGGUUGACCAAAUACGAGUCUUCAAAUUCAAGUCGACAAAUUCAGGUCGAAAAAAUUCAGGUCUUUACAUCCGGGAUAUCACAGGAAGAGCAGUGGAUUGCCGAUUUCUGGGGUCCAUGUCAGUGCACUUUAAAGUGUGCUCCCUGCUCCCUGUGCAGUUUACUUCGCGGGGAACAACUUGCCGAUCGGAACGCGGCACUUCUAACUAACUGGCAGCAGGAGAAACGGCUCUGAGUAAGAUUGAGCAGGAAUUACGUGCUGUGAAGAAAAUGGACCAAGGGCUCUUGCUUUUGGGACAUGUUUUAGGGCGGUUCCGUUCUCGCAUGGAGCAUGCUGUUGGGCAUAUUCCCAUAGACAUGGACUACCUGGAAUUCAUUUGCAUACAAGAGUGGGUUUUUCUGAGUUCAGUUUCUGAGUUGGUGACUAUCCCACCGAGUAUUUUAGUGGGAAUAGCAGAACUUCUCACAUUAAUUCAUCAGAACAUGCCCAGGAGGGAGACCCCCGUGGUCAUCAUUCAGCAGGAACAAGGGGCAAGGGGGUGUCCACGGUUCGAAGUCUCACCUGAUCAUAUCAGUAAUCUACUGGAGAUGGAUUUAUCAGUUCCCACUAUUGCUAACAUGCUAGGGAUCAGUAGACGGACCUUGUUCAGACGAAUGGCGGAUAAUAAUCUCUCAGUUCGAGCUCUAUAUAGCAGACUCACAGAUGGGGAGUUGGAUGCUUCUGUAACAGCUCUGAAGCAAAGCAUGCCUCACUGUGGCUACAGAAUGAUAAGAGCAGCAUUAAAAGCACAAGGACACCGGGUGCAGUUUGACAGGGUCAGAGCUUCAAUGCACAGAGUUGACACAGAGGGAGUCAUAUCACGUUUGACAAUGCUUGGCUGUGUUGUUCGAAGGACUUACUCGGUCUCUGGGCCAAGGGCUAUUAUGCACAUCGACACCAAUCAUAAGUUGAUUCGCUACAACAUAGUCAUUUUUGGAGGUGUAGAUGGCUUUUCACGGAAGGUAAUGUACCUUGGUGCUGCACCUAACAACCUCGCUUCAACCACACUGGCUUUCUUUCAGGAAGCAGUGGAGACUUUUGGCUUUCCACUAAGGGUAAGAAGUGACCAGGGCGUUGAAAAUGUGGAUGUUGCUCGACUGAUGUUUACAAUCCGUGGGACAGACAGGGGCAGCUUUAUUUCAGGAAAGAGUGUCCAUAAUCAACGGAUUGAAAGGUUGUGGCGUGAUGUCUGGGCAUCUAUAACAAAUGUCUAUUACGAUGUUCUGCACUCCUUAGAGGAAUAUGGCUACCUUGACAUUUCGGACCCAACCCACUUAUUUUGUUGUCAUUCCGUGUUUCUUCCACGGCUUCAAAAUGACCUCAACCUGUUCCGUGACACCUGGGACAAUCACCCAAUUCGCACAGAGGGCAGUAUGACACCUAACCAGUUGUGGGCAAUGGGAAGUGUCUAUCAUCCUGUACCAGAACCCAUCAUGGAGGGACUAAGUGUACCACAUAUUGAUUGGGAGAGUAGUGGCCUCUCAGCAGAUGAACACACCAGCAUCGUUAUUCCGACAACUGAAUGCCCCUUGACUGAUGGACAAAUGGCAGCACUAAGGGAAGCUGUCGACCCUAAAGCAACUUCACAGAUAUUCGGCUGGGACAUCUAUCUAGCAGCGCUUCAGUUUUGCCAGUCUAUUGUGGAGUAAUCACAUUUAUUUAUAACUUGACAUUCAUGUUUUAACCAUGACAAGCACCUACUGGAAAGAACUUUUGAGUGUUCGGUCUUGAAAGUAUUCCUAACUUUUGUUUGAACUGAACUAAUAUUCAAUUACAAAU
Clarias gariepinus (North African catfish) is the source of this 1863-nucleotide messenger RNA. RefSeq lists its product as uncharacterized. Gene Ontology annotation, molecular function: nucleic acid binding. Lineage: Eukaryota; Metazoa; Chordata; Actinopteri; Siluriformes; Clariidae. Gene Ontology annotation, biological process: DNA integration. The transcript is spliced from 7 exons. The record is from RefSeq and is a predicted model, not a curated record. Bases 315 to 1733 code for a protein of 472 amino acids.